Molecule: messenger RNA, 1080 nt
Organism: Nothoprocta perdicaria
Lineage: Eukaryota; Metazoa; Chordata; Aves; Tinamiformes; Tinamidae
Gene: STARD7
Product: StAR related lipid transfer domain containing 7
Exons: 10
Coding region: 1-1080 (359 amino acids)
Molecular function (GO): lipid binding
Source: RefSeq, a predicted model, not a curated record
AUGCGGCGGCACGCCCCGCCCAUUCCCGCCGCACGCCCCGCCCAUUCCCGCCGCACGCCCCGCCCAUUCCCGCCGCACGCCCCGCCCAUUCCCACCGCACGCCCCGCCCUCCCCCGGCACGCCCCCUCCCCGCGACACGCCCCGCCCACCAAUGCCAUCAAGCCCCGCCCCUCGCGCGGCCGCCGCGGGCUCUGGCGGGGGCUGCUCCGCGGCCGCUCCUCCUCGUGGGGCUCCGCCGCCGCGGCCGGCCGCCUCAUGGCGGCGCUCGCCGGGGUCUUCGUGUGGGACGGGCAGCGCAUCGAGGAGGAGGAGCUGCAGCGCUCGGCGCAGGAGAUGCAGCACGUGGAGAACAUGUGCGGCCCGCCCGCGCCGCCCCGCGCCGCGGCCGAGCAGCCCUGGGAGCUCGUCAUGGACAAGAAGCACUUCAAGCUCUGGCGGCGGCCGAUCGAGGGCAGCCACUUGUAUCAGUACCGGGUGUUUGGAACGUACACGGACGUGACACCCAGGCAGUUCUUCAAUGUGCAGCUGGACACCGAGUACAGGAAGAAGUGGGACUCGCUGGUCAUCAAGCUGGACGUCAUCGAGCGGGACCUGGCCACAGGCUCCGAAGUGAUCCACUGGGUAACCCACUUCCCGUACCCUAUGUACUCGCGGGACUACGUGUACGUCCGGCGGUACCGCGUGGACAAGGAGAACAACAUGAUGGUGCUGGUGUCGCGGGCAGUGGAGCACCCAAGCGUCCCAGAAGACCCCGAAUACGUUCGGGUGCGAACCUACGAGUCUCAGAUGGUCAUCCGGCCGCACAAGACCUUCGAUGAGAACGGUUUCGACUACCUGCUGACGUACAGCGACAACCCGCAGACCGUGUUCCCGCGCUACUGCGUCAGCUGGAUGGUCUCCAGCGGAAUGCCGGACUUCCUGGAGAAGCUGCACGCGGCCACGCUCAAAGCCAAGAAGAUGGAGAUCGAGGUGCGCGACUACAUGUCGGCCAAGGCGGCGGGCGAGGGCGGCGAGGGCAAAGCGGGCGCCGAGCACCGCGGCGAGGGCCCGCGCGGCCCUGCCCAGCUGGAAUACGCCUGA